UUAAAGUGACACAAAAUGCAAAAGCACUGCUUCGUGAUGAAAUUAUCGCGUUAGGAUGGUAUUUCAUAAUAUCAACUAUGCAUAGUUUCAUCUUCAGAAUAUUACAAAGGAAUUUUCAUUAGAUAUAGAUUCUUGUAUGUUGACCACAUAGAAUUUGUAAGCAAAGAUAGAUUUUUAUAACUGUAAUCCUAAACAAACUACUUAGAACUGAAAUUAGACAUCUACAACACAUUCUUUGCAAAGGGAUGCAAUUCUUCUAGUUGUAUAUUCCUCACCAAGAAAACUUACCAUUCUCGUUUUAGGUUUGAGAAGUCCCAGAGGGUCUUGUUGCAGCGUUUGCCAACAGGAAGCAAGCGUGCAUGCUUUUAGUUGGCUACCACCUAGAGAUACUUAAAGAGGUUCUGAAGGGAAAGUUUAGGGACUCAUGUUUAAAUGAUAAGCUACGUUCCUUUAUUCCCCCAGAUGAAAAUAACUUUAAAAGGCAGAAAAUACUGUAGUUUUCAUGUAUCUAAGAGCUGGAACUGUUUUAAAAUUUAUUAUUACCUUUUGUUUGUUUGUUUUUGUGGUGGUAUGGAUUGAUCUAGGCACAUGCUACAUAAGCGUUCUACCUUUGAGCUAAAGCCCCAGCCCCAGCCCCAGCCUCACCCUCAGCCCCAGGGUGGGUGUUUUAGCGGACAUGGCUCUGUACAGGCUUAGGAAGUGAAAGCUAGAACAACUACCACAACCUAUUUCUGUCAUGAGGUCCAUUACUAAACUCUUGAGGUUGGUUACAUUGUCUUGGAGACAUACAAUUAGGACACUAACUCAGCCUGUUAGGAAAAAUAGCUCAUCAUGUGUGUCUAUGUGGCCCCCCCAACCCUAGACAACUACAAGGAAAAUGAAAUGAGUUGAAGUGGUGGGGGAGGUUGGGAGGGGAGCAGUUACUCCCUGACAUUUUAUAGUUAUAACCUUAUCUCUGUGAGAUUUACAUCUCUACGUCAGUUUGUGAAUAGUUGUAAGAUAAAAAUGAAAUAUGGUUUACAGUAAUUCCAGCCAGAGAUAGCCCUUGACAGAAGCAAAUGCAUGUCAUAGUUUAAAAAAAAUUCCUCAAAAAGAAAAAAGAAAAAAGAUACUGAAAACAAGGACCAACCACAACAACAGAUGGCUCAAUUGGAUCCUCCCACUGACUUUAUACCUUAUCAUUUUUAUAUGUAGACCAGCAUGUUUAGGAAAUUUUAAAUUAAAAUAUCAGAAUGGCAGCAUUAUGAUACUUAGUAUUGUAGAACUUUCUGUGAAUCUCUCAAUAUUCUAAUCCUUAAUACAUAUUAAUUCAGUCAGUUCUCACAACUGUGAAACAGUGACCACUUAUAGGUGAAUAACUAAAGCACAAAAUGAGGAAGUAAUAUGGGCAAGGUUAGUAGAUGAGACAGUGUUUCUAGCUGUUUUUAACUGUUUCACUGUGCUACAUAAGAACAAGAAAAUGAGAUGAUGAAGUAUUGCUAUUAGCGUUGAAGGGAAAACAAUUUAGAAACUAAAUAUGUGUUCAUAGAUAUAUACAUUUGUUAUAUAAAAAUAUAUUUGUAUAAAUAAAAAUAAGUUUAAAUGGACAAUUUACACUCAAACUAGUGAGCAAGGAACUGAUCUGAAAAAUAGGUUAACUGCUUUCCGCCGGGGCAGCCAUCUUCCAGUAACUUGCCAAAAUGAUGAACACUAAAGGAAAGAGGAAAGGUACUCGGUUUAUGUUCUCUAGACCUUUUAGGAAACAUGGAGUCGCUCCUUUGGCCACAUACAUGCGAAUCUACAAGAAGGGUGAUAUUGUAGACAUCAAGGGAAUGGGCACUGUUCAAAAAGGAAUGCCCCAUAAGUGUUACCACGACAAAACCAGAAGAGUCUACAAUGUCACCCAGUAUGCCAUGGGCAUCAUUGUAAACAAGCAAGUUAAAGGCAAGAUUCUGGCCAAGAGGAUCAAUGUGCGGAUUGAGCAAAUCAAGCACUCAAAGAGCAGACAGCUUCCUGAAGUGGGUGAAGGAGAACGAUCAGAAGAAAAAGGAAGCCUAAGAGAAGGGCACCUGGGUUCAGCUGAAGCGCCAGCCUACGCCACUCAGAGAAGCCCACUUUGUGAGGACUAACGGGAAGGAGCCUGAGCUGCUGGAGCCCAUGCCAUUCGGAUUCAUGGCCUAAUGGACACAAAGGAAAUAAAGAACCUGGACUGCAAA
Molecule: messenger RNA, 2195 nt
Organism: Rattus rattus (black rat)
Lineage: Eukaryota; Metazoa; Chordata; Mammalia; Rodentia; Muridae
Product: 60S ribosomal protein L21-like
Exons: 1
Coding region: 1680-2108 (142 amino acids)
Biological process (GO): translation
Cellular component (GO): cytosolic large ribosomal subunit; ribosome
Molecular function (GO): structural constituent of ribosome
Source: RefSeq, a predicted model, not a curated record